GGUGCCUGCGCCGCUGCUUCUCCUGCCGUCCUGGGGACCGGCCCCGCAGCUCCUCUCUCCCCGGUCCUGGGGCGCCGCUGCCCGCAGCCCUGAGUCUGGCCCCGCCGGGGGGAGGGGGAGGAGGAACAGACCGUGACCUUGGCUCCGACCUUGGCUGGCCGUGGCCUCCCCCGGGACCCCCAGCCCAUCGCGCGCGUACCACCCGGCUAGUCCAGGGUCCUGCGCAGAGGAGCGGGUGCUCGCGAAUGAGUCAGCUGAGGCUGCUGCCGUCCCGUCUUGGGGCACAGGCUGCAAGGCUCCUGGCUGCACAUGACGUCCUGGUGUUUGGCUGGCGCAGCAGGUCCUCCGGGCCACCGGCCACCUUCCCAAGCAGCAAAGGUGGAGGCGGUUCCAGUUACAUGGAGGAGAUGUACUUCGCCUGGUUGGAAAACCCCCGGAGUGUCCACAAGUCCUGGGACAGCUUCUUCCGGAAAGCCAGCAAGGAAGCCUUUUCUGGCUCUGCUCAGCCACGGCCCCCUUCUGUUGUCCAUGAGAGCAGGUCUGCAGUCUCAAGUCGGACCAAGACCAGCAAGUUGGUGGAGGACCACCUGGCCGUGCAGUCCCUGAUCCGGGCAUACCAGAUCCGGGGUCACCAUGUGGCCCAGCUGGACCCCCUGGGCAUUCUGGAUGCAGACCUGGACUCCUUCGUGCCCUCAGACUUGAUCACAACCAUUGAUAAACUGGCCUUCUAUGACCUGCAGGAGGCUGACCUUGAUAAGGAGUUCCAGCUGCCGACGACCACCUUCAUUGGGGGCUCUGAAAACACCCUCUCUCUGCGGGAGAUCAUUCGGCGCCUGGAGAACACCUACUGCCAGCACAUUGGCCUGGAGUUCAUGUUCAUCAACGAUGUGGAGCAGUGCCAGUGGAUCCGGCAGAAGUUUGAGACCCCUGGUGUGAUGCAGUUCUCCAGCGAGGAGAAGCGGACACUGCUGGCCCGGCUGGUGCGCUCCAUGAGGUUUGAAGACUUCCUGGCCCGGAAAUGGUCCUCGGAGAAGCGGUUUGGCCUGGAGGGCUGUGAAGUGAUGAUUCCUGCCCUCAAGACCAUCAUCGACAAAUCCAGUGAGAUGGGGAUCGAGAAUGUCAUCUUGGGGAUGCCACACAGGGGAAGGCUGAACGUGUUGGCCAACGUGAUCCGCAAGGACCUGGAGCAGAUCUUCUGCCAGUUUGACCCCAAGCUGGAGGCGGCGGACGAGGGCUCCGGGGACGUCAAGUACCACCUGGGCAUGUACCAUGAGAGGAUCAACCGCGUCACCAACCGGAACAUCACUCUGUCGCUGGUUGCCAACCCCUCCCACCUGGAGGCAGUGGACCCUGUGGUGCAGGGGAAGACAAAGGCAGAGCAGUUCUACCGUGGAGAUGCCCAGGGCAAGAAGGUCAUGUCCAUCCUGGUUCAUGGGGACGCCGCCUUUGCUGGCCAGGGCGUGGUAUAUGAGACCUUCCACCUGAGCGACCUGCCCUCCUACACGACCAAUGGUACCGUGCACGUCGUCGUCAACAACCAGAUUGGAUUCACCACAGACCCCCGAAUGGCCCGCUCCUCACCAUACCCGACUGACGUGGCCCGGGUGGUCAAUGCGCCCAUCUUCCACGUGAACGCCGAUGACCCAGAGGCUGUGAUAUACGUGUGCAGUGUGGCAGCCGAAUGGAGAAACACUUUCAACAAAGAUGUUGUCGUGGACCUGGUCUGUUACCGCCGGCGCGGCCACAAUGAGAUGGACGAGCCCAUGUUCACCCAGCCGCUCAUGUACAAGCAGAUCCACAGACAGGUGCCUGUGCUGAAGAAGUAUGCAGACAAACUGAUUGCCGAGGGCACAGUCACCCUGCAGGAGUUUGAGGAAGAAAUUGCCAAAUAUGACCGGAUCUGUGAGGAGGCUUAUGGCAGGUCCAAGGAUAAAAAGAUCCUGCAUAUAAAGCACUGGUUGGACUCCCCCUGGCCUGGCUUCUUCAACGUAGAUGGGGAGCCCAAGAGCAUGACGUGCCCAGCCACGGGGAUCCCUGAGGACAUGCUCACCCACAUCGGCAGUGUGGCCAGCUCUGUGCCCCUGGAGGACUUUAAGAUCCACACCGGCCUCUCUCGCAUUCUGCGUGGCCGUGCGGACAUGACCAAGAACCGGACGGUGGACUGGGCAUUGGCAGAGUACAUGGCCUUUGGCUCCCUGCUGAAGGAGGGCAUCCACGUGCGGCUCAGCGGGCAGGAUGUGGAGAGGGGCACGUUCAGUCACCGGCACCACGUUCUCCAUGACCAGGAGGUUGACCGCAGGACGUGUGUGCCUAUGAAUCAUCUCUGGCCUGACCAGGCCCCGUACACCGUGUGCAACAGCUCCCUCUCGGAGUACGGAGUCCUGGGCUUUGAGCUGGGCUAUGCCAUGGCCAGCCCCAAUGCCCUGGUCCUCUGGGAGGCCCAGUUUGGGGACUUCCACAACACGGCCCAGUGCAUCAUCGACCAGUUCAUCAGCACCGGCCAGGCCAAGUGGGUGCGGCAUAACGGCAUUGUGCUGCUGCUGCCCCAUGGCAUGGAAGGCAUGGGCCCAGAGCACUCAUCAGCGAGGCCCGAGAGGUUCCUGCAGAUGAGCAAUGACGACUCGGAUGCCUACCCUGCAUUCACCAAGGACUUCGAGGUGAGCCAGCUCUAUGACUGCAACUGGAUCGUGGUCAACUGCUCCACACCGGCCAACUACUUCCACGUGCUGCGCCGGCAGAUCCUGCUGCCCUUCCGCAAGCCGCUGAUUAUCUUCACACCUAAAUCUCUGCUGAGGCACCCAGAGGCCAAGUCCAGCUUUGACCAAAUGGUAUCCGGGACCAGCUUCCAGCGGGUGAUUCCUGAAGAUGGGGCCGCAGCACGGGCCCCUGAGCAGGUGCGGCGGCUCAUCUUCUGCACGGGAAAGGUGUACUAUGACCUGGUGAAGGAGCGGAGCAGCCAAGGCCUGGAGGAGAAAGUGGCCAUCACGCGCCUGGAGCAGAUCUCUCCAUUCCCCUUCGACCUGAUCAAGCAGGAGGCAGAGAAGUACCCAGAUGCGGAGCUGGCCUGGUGUCAGGAGGAGCACAAGAACAUGGGCUACUAUGACUACAUCAGCCCACGCUUCAUGACCAUCCUGAGGCGCACGCGGCCCAUAUGGUAUGUUGGCCGGGACCCAGCGGCUGCACCAGCCACAGGAAACAGGAACACUCACCUGGUGUCACUGAAGAAGUUUCUGGAUACUGCCUUCAAUCUCCAGGCCUUUGAGGGCAAGACAUUUUAGAGCUGGGCAAGACCUGUGUAGGUCUUGCUGUGGGUCGGCUGGGGACCAAGGGGGUGAUGAAAAGGGGAGGGGCGGAGCUCCUGCCCAGGAGAGGGGCUGCGGGGGCCCCAGGAUAAAACAGACUCACACAGUGACAGGGCCAAAGAGCCAGCACUGCUGGCCUUGGUGUCAUGCCAGAAUCUGCCAGGACUGAGGGAGCCAGAGGAGUCCUAUAGGCAGGCUACUGUGCUGGGGCAUCCCCCAGCUGCUCCCAUCUUGCUGGAAUUUCUUGGGCGGCUUCUCCACCUGUGUCUCAAGACAGACACCCGGGGGCCUGUGUCUGUGGCCGCUCCCAUCCUGGCAGCCCUGGCUGCUGCUCGCCCCACCCUCACUCAUCUGUAGAUUCAAAGCGAUGUUCUCUUCUGUGCUCUUAGAAGUAGGGAUUUCAGCAGUAACAGCCAGGUGAAGUGAACCUGCUGGGUGAUGUGUUUGCGCUCUGUUUUAUGGGGCAUUCCUGCGAGAUGUGUGAGCUUUUGUGUGAAAUGCAGCCACAGCUCAUGUGUACCAAAGUAGAAAACCAAAUCACAGAGAAAUAAAAACAUGCUUCAGAGAGA
Symphalangus syndactylus (siamang) is the source of this 3871-nucleotide messenger RNA. RefSeq names its product oxoglutarate dehydrogenase L (gene OGDHL). Gene Ontology annotation, molecular function: oxoglutarate dehydrogenase (succinyl-transferring) activity; thiamine pyrophosphate binding. Gene Ontology annotation, cellular component: oxoglutarate dehydrogenase complex; mitochondrion. The record is from RefSeq and is a predicted model, not a curated record. Gene Ontology annotation, biological process: tricarboxylic acid cycle. Lineage: Eukaryota; Metazoa; Chordata; Mammalia; Primates; Hylobatidae.